Messenger RNA from Alosa sapidissima (American shad), 2275 nucleotides. It is a transcript of the gene camk1da, whose product is annotated as calcium/calmodulin-dependent protein kinase 1Da. The record is from RefSeq and is a predicted model, not a curated record. Gene Ontology annotation, cellular component: intracellular anatomical structure; cytoplasm. The transcript is spliced from 11 exons. Gene Ontology annotation, biological process: peptidyl-serine phosphorylation. Gene Ontology annotation, molecular function: ATP binding; calcium/calmodulin-dependent protein kinase activity; calmodulin binding. The coding region runs from base 588 to 2012 and encodes 474 amino acids. NCBI's taxonomy places the organism in Eukaryota, Metazoa, Chordata, Actinopteri, Clupeiformes, Clupeidae.
UAGCCUAGACGUUCUGGCUCACAAGCACACUUGUGCGCACUGUUGACAGGUCUAUCUUUCUGUGGCAUCCUACUCACUCCCUCAUUGCCAUAACAACCGAAGGCAUUAGCAUGGUUCAAUAAAACAUCCGGGUUUAGAUUAUGUGCUUCAGUUGUAUGGGGCGUAGCGAGAGCAGGUUGUAUUUUGAGGGACUACGGUGACUAGGCUACUGUGCUCGUCUUGUCUGGUGGAGGGUGACAUAGCCUAAACAGGGUUACCCCUGCACAAUUUAGGCUAUUUACGUCAACUGUUUAAGUCGUGAUCUUAAACGAAUGAUACAGAGAAGUCGCGUGGUCCCGUUUGGUGCCUGCUGAUAGAGUGAGAUAGAGAGAGAGAAAGAGGUGCGGGGCGACCCGAGGUGGCGGUGGCAUUUCCACCGUCGAGAGCCUGCAAGAGAACAUCAUCGCCCGCGCGGUGACUUUGAUGCGCGUGGUUGUGCUCGUCAGAGGGGAGUGGAAUCCUAAGCGUGGGAAAAAAGGCAAGAGGUAGAUUCUUCUCCGGGGGACCCAAAACUGUUCGAAGCAUCUACGGCUUUUCCCGGUUGCACCAUGGCGCGGGAGAACGGAGACUCCGGGAAAUGCUCGUGGAAAAAGCAAGUUGAUGACAUCAAGAAGAUAUUUGAAUUCAAGGAGAUCCUCGGAACAGGUGCGUUCUCAGAGGUGGUGCUGGCCCAGGACAGGGCUACGGGGCACAUGUACGCGGUCAAGUGCAUUCCCAAGAAGGCCCUCAAGGGGAAAGAGAGCAGCAUCGAGAACGAGAUCGCCGUCCUCCGCAGGAUUAAACAUGAGAACAUUGUGGCGCUGGAUGACAUAUAUGAGAGCUCCAACCAUCUGUACCUGAUCAUGCAGCUGGUAUCUGGGGGGGAGCUGUUCGACCGUAUUGUGGAGAAAGGCUUCUACACAGAGAAGGAUGCCAGUACACUUAUCAGACAAGUGCUGGAUGCAGUCAACUACCUCCAUAAGAUGGGCAUCGUGCACAGAGACCUGAAGCCUGAGAACCUGCUUUACUACAACUCUCAGGAUGGAUCGAAGAUCAUGAUCAGUGACUUUGGCCUGUCUAAGAUGGAGGGCACAGGUGAUGUCAUGUCCACAGCCUGUGGUACCCCAGGAUAUGUGGCUCCAGAGGUGCUGGCACAGAAGCCAUACAGUAAGGCAGUGGACUGCUGGUCCAUCGGCGUCAUCGCCUACAUCUUGCUGUGUGGGUACCCCCCUUUCUACGAUGAGAAUGACUCCAAACUCUUUGAACAGAUUCUCAAAGCUGACUACGAGUUUGAUGCACCUUACUGGGAUGACAUAUCUGACUCUGCUAAAGACUUCAUUAGCUGUUUGAUGGAGAAGGACCCGGCCAAAAGAUACACAUGUGACCAAGCGCUUCGGCAUCCCUGGAUCUCUGGCGACACAGCUCUGUGCAAAAAUAUCCACGAGUCCGUGAGCAGACAAAUGCGCAAGAACUUCGCCAAAAGCAAAUGGAGACAAGCAUUCAAUGCCACGGCAGUAGUGCGGCACAUGCGUAAGCUGCAGCUGGGCAGCAGCAUGAGCAGCAGCAUGGGCAGCAGCAUAGACGGCGCCGCCACCAACCCGACCCGAAGCCAAAGCCAAGCGCACAGCCAGAGCCAGAACCAGAGCCAGAGCCAUACACCAAACCAGACGCCGCCGCUGCAGACGCUGCAGACGCUGCAGGCCACACCAAACCAGACGCAGACGCAGACGCAGACGCCACUGGCGCAGACAAAGACACCCGUCCAGAUGACACCAAACCAGAUGCCGCUGAGCCAUGCCCACGGGCAGAGCCAGAACGCCGUACAUCUCAAGAGUCCCGUCCCGGACGCCACCUCUGUGCCCUGCAAGGACUGUCCCGCCCCUUCCUCUACCCCCUGCAGCCUGGCCUUGGCUGCUUCCUCCUCGGCCGCGGGGGUGGAGUCCUGCCGACCACGUCCUUCCACUGUCGCCACGGUGAUCACGGGGCCCAAGUGACGCCAGGUCCUGCGGGGAGAGAGCUGGGAGGCGACCGCGCUGUGAACGCACACACACCUUCGUCGCUGCCCAACCCACUCCCCGCCCUGCCGCGGAGAGGCAGAGGACUGUCUGAUUGCCAUAGCCUAUUGCACACACACACACACACAUAUCCACCUGGACCUGCAUGCCAGAAGAGGGCAAAGCUCUCUCUCUCUCUCACACACACACACACACACACACACACACACACACACACGUUUCUUGGUGUUUUAUGCCCCCAA